AUGCUCGAGCAGUACAGUGACCAUCCGUUGGCACGGCAGAAGAUCGUCCUCGUUUCACCGGGCUACGUCGCCCUCGAGAUCCAGCGGCUCUGUUUUAAGGAGAUCGAGUGGCCCAGUGUCUUCGCAAAGCGAACGCCACCCCGUGACGUGGCGGUCAAGCACGAGAGAGAAAAGGCGAAGGCGCAGAAACAGAGGGCUCGUGCACAAAGGAGUGUGUCCACACCGGUGGUGAGCAGUGGAAGUCCUCCACCGAAUGUGCAUCCGAAGCUGUUGAAUAUGGUGCCCACGUGGAAUGUGAAUACGGCCAUGAUGAGGGCUUCUGGCGGGGUUGGCUUCCGAGUUGCCCUAGAUCGUGCUGCAUUGGAGACUUUGGAAGAGGUGGAGACAAUCGAGGUUCCUGAGGACAUUGAUUGA
Cladophialophora yegresii CBS 114405 is the source of this 414-nucleotide messenger RNA. RefSeq lists its product as uncharacterized. The transcript has a single exon. Lineage: Eukaryota; Fungi; Ascomycota; Eurotiomycetes; Chaetothyriales; Herpotrichiellaceae. The coding region runs from base 1 to 414 and encodes 137 amino acids. The record is from RefSeq and is a predicted model, not a curated record.